AUGGACUAUCCGCGGAGUCGCGUCCCUCGCUGGACCAUCGACGACCCUGAUCGUGUGGUGACUAUGUACGGCGAGCUUGGCAAUAAAUUGGUUCAACAUGCGAAACGCACCCAAGCGCUCGCCCAGUUACCACCAUAUCAGACAGAGAUUGUCCGCGCUGUGACCCGAGAAGUUCGAGAUCUCGACCGCGAUGUCGCUCGACUUCUAGACCCCUUUGAGGGCUCCUUCAAUCCCUCGGCCGACCCUGCCACUGCCUGUUCACUCUUAGUCGAUCAUCUCUGCAUGCGACGGAACAAGCGCUGCCUGAUGGCGUACCACCGUGUACGCACAGAGAAGCUGGAAGAGCUUUGCUGGACGGGGGUGGAUGUGUUGGAGCAGCAACAACCCAGCGAUGGAAGCGAAGAUCGGGGCGUGUCGCAGUCCGCGGGCGGACAUAGCUCGCUUAGUCCCGAAGAAGAGGAGUACUUUCGACUAUACAGUGAUAUGCUGGCUGCAUACAAGGGCCAAUGGACCGAUGUGGAUUUGACGGGGACAUUGGAGCCACCAAAAGAUCUGUUUAUUGACGUCCGUGUUUUGAAGGAUGCUGGGGAGAUUCAGACGGAAUAUGGUGUAAUCAAUUUGACGAAAAACAGCCAGCUCUAUGUCCGACAAGGCGAUGUUGAGCGACUGAUCGCACAGGGCUUCCUGGAGAGACUCAGUUAA
This is a messenger RNA of Penicillium diatomitis, 702 nucleotides long. RefSeq names its product DNA replication protein PSF1. NCBI's taxonomy places the organism in Eukaryota, Fungi, Ascomycota, Eurotiomycetes, Eurotiales, Aspergillaceae. Bases 1 to 702 code for a protein of 233 amino acids. Gene Ontology annotation, biological process: DNA replication; DNA strand elongation involved in mitotic DNA replication. The transcript has 3 exons. The record is from RefSeq and is a predicted model, not a curated record. Gene Ontology annotation, cellular component: GINS complex.